UUUCACUAGUAUCGUUCUUCAUCCUAGAAACACCUCAUUCGUUCAUGGGAAAAUAUAUACAUACACAGUGUGACUAUGGUGUACCACAUGGAAACAGACUACUCAUUCGCUAGUUCGAAGUAGUGUGCUAUCGACAUCGUUCCGGACGAAUAACCUCAUUCCCAUAAUCCACAUCCAUAUGAUGAAAGGAGGUUCAAAGGAUUAGACAUAGGAAGGAGAUAAGGAGAAGAGUUUCGAUGGAACGACAAUUCGCCAGCUUCGAAUUGAUGUCGCUAAGCUUGGAAGGUUCUCCAGUGUGUUCCUCGUGUUCACAGGUGGAUGAGAAUCGUCAGAGUCGGCCAACGUCAUGGCAUAGUCUUGGGGGUGGUUCGAAUAAAAAGAAGGUGGCGCUGAACGAACGUGCCAGCUCGAAAUUCGAAGGCAGGCGUCGAUCUCGUUGGUAAGACGCCGUUGGCGUCGCGAACGGACGACGGCGGCGCUGCCGCCGUCACCACCACCAUAGUCAUCGUUAUCAGCUAGCAGCACCACCAGAGAGGCUGGAUACUAUCAGACCUAGAGCAGUGUCGGCACCGCUGCGCCUGCUUUACGUGGUUAUCGCGCACAAUUUCGCGCACGAUGUCGACGUACUCGAAGGACUUCGCGUAAGGGUAGAACGCGGAAGAAGAUAAUUUCCGCUUGCGAGUACGUGUCUCGGUGAAAAAGGAGUGACGAUCCUUUGCUAAAAGUGUUUCAUCAAAUUAAAAGAUUUCAUUUAGACAGAGAAAAGUGCCAACGAAGGAAGAGAGCAAAUAUUUUCCAGGAUCAUCAAAAGGAUUCUGGAAGAGAAUCCUUCUUCUUUUUUUCGAAAAAAGAACAAUUCGUGCGAAACGAACAAACAAACAUUUUUAACACAGAGUUCUUAUCGAACAAAUCUUUAAAGACGAGAAACGUCUUAUAUUUGGAUGUGCAAUGAGUUCGAAAUACAUCUUAUCAAUGUAAUUUCCUCGCUUGCUUGAUCUCGUCCUAAUCGAAGAAAUAUGAACGCGAGAAGACAAUAAGGAAAAAUGUUCAAAUUUGUGCUGGUGUUUUUCAGACAGACAGAUGCAACGGAUACGAGAGAAGACGAGAUGGCCGAGGCGGCACCGAGAACGACGUUAUUGUCCUUCCUCGAAUCAACGAACCAUCCUCGUGAUCCUUCGACGAGAUCGUGAACUCCCGCGACUUUUUCCUAUUCAAAUAUUUCAAAAGAAAGAUAUCGUCGUAAGGAUGUAGGCAGGCUCGAGUUCAGGCCCUGUCGUGGCCGAGUUUCCUUACGCGAUUCUUCCUAUAUAUAUAUAUAUAUAUGUAUGUAUAUACAUAUAUACAUACAUACAUAUAUAUAUAUAUUUUACUAUGAUGUAAGUAUAUACAUACACGUUCCGAACGUACGAAAAAAAGGAUCGUAAGGUCGGAAAGUGGAAAGAUCGUCGAGCGUGUCAAAGCCGCUCCCACAAAAAUCUCUCGAGAAUAUAGGCACGAUCCUUCUACUCGAUCGUCCUACUUUUUUCUCUCCCUCUCCCUCUUCUCAAAGCAUCCGUGCAUCUCGGUGCAUCCCAGUGCAUCUCGGUGUCCUAGUGCUCGUCAGAUUGUCGAAGGAGGAUAAAAAGAAGAGUGGUGAGCGUUCGUAAAAGAAGUGGCCGGUCUCGACGUUUAAUAAGCGGGGAAAAAGAGAGAAAAGCAAAGAGGGAGGUCUCCCGAUCAACGAGAUAUGAAAAUGUGUGCGAAAAUAAUAAAAUGCACGACACGUGACAACGUCAUUCUUCUUGGUGACGGCAUGAUAUCUCGAAGCCGAUGACACGGUCGUCGGAGCGUCGCGAUAAGUGUUAGUGGCUUAACGUGUAUGUCGUGCAGCGUAUACAUAGGAUGUUGUUCCUGGAAGUUGUCCAAUAGUCCACGAGGAGAAAGAUAGCAACAGCGAAAAUGGUGGAUCUAGAGGGUUACAUCAUUAUGCUGGCGAAUAAGAACGGGGAGAUGAAGUUGUAUGGUUCUCGUGCGGAUAACGCGGACAGUUUGGAAUUCGACGACGAAAUUCUCCAAGUGAACGGCCGUACUCUGCAAAAUGCAACCUACGCGGAAGUCAUUCAGUACAUACACCAGUGCAUCAAAUCACGCACGAUUUCUCUCCGAUUACGCAGGAGGAAGGAGAGCCGGAUCGAAGAGCUGGAUGGACCAAAUGCUGUACGGAUACGAGACGGUUGGGUUAUCGCUGUCGAAAGAGGCGUAAGAGAAAGGUUGAAAGAGCUCGCUGCCCUGAGGAGCAUCCAGUUACGGGAUAUCGAAGCCAUAUUAGAUCAUCAGAUAAACGAGACCGGUGCAUCCACGAGCGAGGAGAGCACGAGAAAAGAUGUAACGAGUAAUCAGGUCACCGUGACCCUUGCGGAUGAGGAUGUACGUAAUACGAACGCCUUCUUCACAAAACUCAGUAACGGUACGAUUCCUAAAGGAUUGACCAAGGACGGUCAGGAUACGCGAGAAGGAAAAACUUUGCAGGAACGAAAGGACGUUUUGGAAAAGCAACAAACCUCAUCGGAUGAAACAAAUCUUUUGCAACCAGUGCAGACCAGCAACAAGGUAGGGGAACGCCGUGCUAGCAGUCCCUUCCAAAAUGGCCGGACAGAGGUCCUGAUUGGAGAACCGGAGGGCGGCCCGAGGUCGCCGCGAGGAUCGACGUCUUCAGCGGUGAACGACGGCAAUUUUCUUAAUCCACCGGACGAACGCGAAGCAAUUUACAGGUCCCGUCGACGUAGCGGCAGUGGCGCAUCGGACAUACACCAACAGCAGCAGCAACAGCAGCAACAACAGCAGCAGACGCAGCUGCAAGAGAACAACAACGGGAGUUCACGGGAUACAGGAAAGAAAUUGCAGGAGGGAUUGGGUCCCGAUGAGAUGUGGGCUCCUGGUGCCCUAGGCCAUCACCGGGAGCUACCAGUCGAUGUGCCCGACACCUUAUUACAGAAGGCCUAUCCCAAUAAGGCCGGUCUUAAUGGGGUCAAACCUGCCAUCCCGCCCAGAGAUCAAAAAAGAGCACCCGCUAGACCACCGAAGGAUAGCCUCAGACUUUCGAGCCAGAAUAACAACGUCGAGAGCAACGAUUAUGCUAAUACUACGGAACCUACGCAGCAGCAGCUUCAUUCCAUUAGGAAAUAUCAGGAACAACUACGGAAACGCAAGGACGAGGAGGAGAGACAAGAAAUUUUGAAUCGAUCGCUUCGUGGCUCAACGAAGCUUCAAGCUUUAGAAAGUCAUGCUACGAAUCUUACGGGCCAGGAGAAUCUUGCGUAUGCUCAAGACGAGUUGACCACCACUGUUAGUCGUCCUGCUCAUGUCGCACCUCAAGCGCCCUUAACAUACGGAGAGGUCGUUGCCACGUUGGAGAGAUUGCAGCUUCAGUUACGAAACAUCUCCGGCGCUCUCGGCAUUUCGGGUCCAAGUGUGGAAGCCGAACUUGAGGCAGUUCGGACGCUUUUAUUGCAAAGCCGAUUUGCAACUGCCGUAGCUACGCAUUAUGCUUUGAAAACGCGGUUAAGGUCGAACAAGGUUCUUAGACAUCAUGCCGAAGACUCAUCGACAUUAGCUCGGGACUGCGUAGACGUAUUAGAAAAAUGGCAAUCAUCAACGGAUGCUGGUACGGCGGAAACGAUGGCUGCCGUGGAGGAGCUGACGGGUAUUCUUACGAGUUACGACAUGGAGGCAUUACUUAUAGCACACGAUUCUGUAAUUUCGUAUGUGGAGGGCUUCCAAAGAAAGCACAGUCCUUCGUCCUCGUCACCGAGUCGUCCACCAAGUCCUACAUCGAGUUGGAGAGAGUCACGUGUAGAUAACAUCAAAAUUAUUAGGAUCGAGAAAACUAACGAACCUUUAGGUGCUACUGUUCGAAACGAUGGUGAUGCAGUCAUUAUCGGUCGUGUCGUUCGAGGUGGUGCAGCAGACAAGUCCGGACUCCUGCACGAAGGGGACGAAGUUCUGGAAGUUAAUGGAGUUGAAAUGCGUGGAAAAAGUGUUAACGAUGUUUGUGACAUUUUAGCUGGCAUGCAGGGUAGUCUUACGUUCUUAGUAUUACCAGCACCAACGAAUUACCGAAAUAAUUUGAAUAACAGGAAAGAGGACACUAAUCAGAUACAGCAUAUACGUGCACACUUUGAUUAUGAUCCUGAGGAGGAUCCAUAUAUACCAUGUAGAGAACUCGGAGUUAGUUUCCAAAAAGGUGACGUAUUGCAUGUGAUUUCUCAAGAGGAUCCAAACUGGUGGCAAGCUUAUAGAGAAGGUGAAGAGGAUCAAACUUUAGCCGGUCUUAUACCCAGUAAAGCCUUUCAGCAUCAACGAGAAUCCAUGAAGCAAACGAUAGCUGGUGGAAAGUCGACGGUACGAGGUUCGAAGAAAUCUAGUACACUACUGUGUGCGAGGAAAAAUCCAAAGAAAAAAAAACGAAACAAACUUGGUGCCAAUUUCAACGACGACGGUUAUCCACUUUACGCGACGACUACGAUAGACGAUUACGACAGCGAGGAGGUGCUAACGUACGAAGAAGUAGCUCUGUAUUAUCCAAGAGCGAAUCAUAAGAGGCCUAUCGUUCUUAUUGGUCCUCCUAACAUCGGUAGACACGAGCUGAGACAAAGAUUAAUGCAAGACAGCGAACGUUUUGCAGCUGCUAUUCCUCAUACAAGUCGUCCAAGGAAGGACUCCGAAGUUGACGGUCAGGAUUACCACUUCAUCUCUCGCUCCCAAUUCGAAUCCGACAUUCUCUGUCGGAAGUUCGUUGAACACGGCGAGUACGAGAAAGCGUAUUACGGUACUUCCGUCGAGGCUAUAAGAUCGGUUGUGAAUUCUGGGAAGAUCUGCGUCUUGAACUUACAUCCUCAAAGCUUGAAGAUCCUACGGAGUUCGGAUUUAAAACCAUACGUGGUCUUUGUAGCACCUCCUAGUCUCGAGAAGUUACGACAAAAACGUAUUAAAAGUAACGAGAGCUUUAAGGAAGAAGAAUUGAAGGACAUAAUAGAGAAGGCUCGAGAGAUGGAGGACAAGUACGGUCAUCUAUUCGACAUGAUCAUCAUUAAUAACGAUACGGAUCGUGCUUAUAAUCAACUUCUUACGGAGAUCAAUUCAUUAGAAAGGGAACCACAAUGGGUACCUGCGUCUUGGAUUCAGUAAUGGUAUACUGAAUGGACGACGAAUGUGUCUUAGAUAUCAAUGCCAUCGCGAGUUUAAUGGCACGUUACUAAAUACCGAUUAAGAAACAGAUUAUAAUAUAAAUGAAUCGAUUCUUUCGUAAGUACUUACUCGUUACUGGUCUUGCGUGGUAAACUUGUACCUUGUUAAACGAUCGCAAGUACUACGAUCGGGAUGCCAAUUGACGAUCAUUUAAAAAUUGAAAUCUUGUAGUUCCUGAUGGCCGAGGUUCGCACAUCUUCGUAAGCGAGUCUCCAUGAUGUCAAAACAACAUUGAUCGAUCUGAAUCGGUUCGACCCGGACGAUAAGAUUUUUGAAAGAACGAUGCCAAUUUCUCAUGUUAGAAUUAUAAAUGCAGAAAAUCUUGUCGAUCCCGGGAUAACCGUAAUUAUGUAGAAUUAAUUCGUUUAAAACGAGGGAAAAAAAAGAAAUCGAGUUGACGCGUGAAACGCAUUCGCAAAAAGUUUUAUAUUUCGAUCGUCUAUUUGGACCUUCGUAUUGCAAUACAAUAUAUAUUUAUCCAAUCACUUUUCGAUUUACUAUAACGAAAUCGACGUGUGUAUUAUAUUUCAAAUCACUUUCUCAUUUCUUCCUCCUCCAUUAACUUAUCGCGAGAUCAUUAACGAUUAUUUGUUGUCUCAUUUAGAAAACAAAUCUCUAUUGAAAUUCUUAUUUUACAUUGCGACGAAAGAAUUGUAUCUCCCGACUUAUAAAUAUAAUAGAGAUGUCGACUGAUGAUCGUACUCGCGAAUAAGUCGUUUUAAUGCGACAGUUUGGACGUACAUAAAACUAUUAAUAGAACUCUGUUUAGAUAAAUUCAUCACUUGUCUACUAGUUCGUUUAUGGAGAAAGAGAACUAUUACUUUAAAAAGUCCUUAGAGAACUGUUGGAUGUAUAAAGAAAAAAAAAAAAAUAGGACGUAGAAUGGAAAAGUGAAGAAGAAUGGAAAAGUUAAGGAUGCGUUUAGUAAAAAGAUAAGAAAAUAGUAAUUCUCCGUAUUUAAAAUGCGAAUAAAAUGCAGCUCGGUGUUCGACUUAAAAUGGUGCUUCAAAGUUGACAUGGUUCCUUGUGAUUAGGUCAUCGAUAUAUUUUCUUGUGCUUCUUAGAUAUUUUAAAUACGCGUAGUCCGUUAAAAGUGAACGAUGAUAAAACGAUGAUAUAGUUUAGACGGGGAAGUUACUCAUUUUACCGUCCUGCGUAAACAGUGUAUAAACUUAAUGAAUAUUCGAAUAGAUACGAGCGAUUAGUUACGAUCGACACUGUUACAUUAAUAACGACUAAUUCUUUAGUAUGAUCAUAAAGUUCUUAGAGACAAGAUCGUUAGAGAGACUUCCGUUACGUCUUCGAUGAUUUACUUUUGUAAAAAUUCGUGCCGUCGGAUCGAUAUUAUUAGACAAGAAGUAUUUUAUAAAAAUAGUAUCUUUUUUAUAAAUAUAAUUUUAAAGAGUUUCAGCAUAUCACACGCAAGAAAUUCAUACGAAUCAUAAUACUCGUGAAAUCCGUGACUCCUUUAUUCUUGGCAUAGCUAUUGACUUUUAUCGCACGUCUCUAAUAACAAUAGUUAUAAAAAGGUAAAUUCUCUCUGUGCACGAAUAAAUCGUUACGAACAUCGUAGGAGUCGCUAAAAUUAACGUCGAAAAAAGUCUUUUUAAUACUCUUUUUCUAAAAGUACGCCAGAAUGUUACAUCGUGCCAACGUCUUUGCACUUCUAUCAUAGUUUCGAUCGUCGUAUUACCCUAACUCCGAACUCCCUUUCAAAAAUUCCUAACUUACGAUAUGGUCGAUGUAAAGUCGAGCAGUAAAUUAAAAAAAAAAAAAAGAAUGGCGCUCAUAGUGUUAUCGAUGUGCCCCUCAUACCCCAGAUUCCGUCUCGCGUGUAUUCACGUACUGAUUAUUAAAAAUUAGGAUUACGAAUACUGCUCCGAAAGUGCGUUUACAAGCUGAUUUUUUCUAACCAAAAGAUCGUUAUGAUCUUCCCAUUAAAUUCCUAAGCAAACUCCGAGUAUAUCUUCCAUUGUUUAUUUCCAUAGUUACGAUAUAAAAACAAUUAGACUGAAUCUAUCUUGUAAACUCGCUUUUCGAAUCAGUUUCAUAAUAGCGAUAUUAAGGAGCGAAGAAAGUUUAUCAAAAAGAAGAAAAAUUAAGAGUAAGAAAUAAAGUGAAAGAAAAAGAAAAAAAAAAGAAAUAAGUCAGAUCACUCUGGUCGGUCUAACAAAAAAAUAUGGGCGAAAUUUCGCAUGGAUCAAGUAGAGCAGAUUAAACGUUCAUUAGAUCGAUGGUGUUAAGAUUAAUUGUCGAGAACAGAAUAGAUAUUUAAGAUAAAAAAACAUAAAUGUCGAUGUCGAAGCAUUGUAAAACUAGACACAUUAUUAGAGAACUAUUACAUCGUGAUAACGUUAUAAAAAAUACCUAUAGCCAAGGAUACCUACGGAGAGGACAAAAAAUAUAUAAAAUAUUAAGCUAACUCGUCCCAUGGGACGAACUAAAUAAGGAAGAGGGGACAAUAUUCUGCCAAGUUUAUUAAAAGAGAGAAAUAAUACGCGGACGAUAUCUGAGAUGUGCCAAAAUACUUUUGGGUAAAUGUUUAGUGGAGGAUUUAAAUAAACAAAAGGAAAAUAGAAAGAAAGAGAGAAAGAAGAAAAAGAAAACGUGUUUUAAAAUGCGCUCAAAAGGCACCUUUAGAACGUAUACAUACACACACACACACACACACACACAUAAAUUAUAUAUAUAUACAUAAUAUUAAUUAUGUAAAUAUUUGUGUACUUGUAUAGAGAUGAAGAAGAUGAAAAAAAGAAAAUAUCGUCAUCAUCGCCAUCUUUCAUCAUCAUUGUCAUUAUUAUUACUACUUCUACCACUACUAUUAACUACUUAAUACUAUCAUCAUAUAUGUGUAUAUAUAUAUAUAUAUAUAUAUAUAUAUAUAUAUACACACUACUGCUCCUCUAUUAUUGGCUACUACUGUUACCACUAUUGCUAUUACUCUCUCGAUAUAAACGAGUACUUAAAUGUUAUCCUUAUUACGCGUUUUUGUUAUUACGAUAUGAAUUAUUAAUUUUAUCAUUAUUAUUAUUAUUAUUACUAUUAUUAUUAUUAUACACUCAUUUAUUAUUGUUUUUAUUAUCGUCGAUACAUUUAUAAUAUGUCUAUCGUGAAUCUUAACUGACUAUACGCGUGCCACAUAAAAGCGUUUGGACGGCAAUAGAAUAUUUAAGCAGUUACGUCAAAUUUAAUUGAAUUUUUUUGUAAGCGUUGCCAUUAUGUCGGUUUUAUUUUCAUCGACGAUUUUUUUUUUACUAAGAAAGAAAAUAUCUUCGUUUGACAUAGAAGUAAAAAAUGAACUAUUUCGAAUGCACGAGUUGUAUCAUAAGUGUAAAAUGAGUUUUGCAAUACAUUAUAUAUAUAUAUAUAUAUAUAUAUAUAUAUAUAUAUAUAUACAUAUGUAUGUAUAUAUUAUAUCCUUCAGCGAUGAAAGAGCGUGUAUAUUAUGAUUAUCGUUAUUAUUACUAUUAUUAUUUUUAUUAUUAUUAUCAUCAUUAUUAUUAUUAUUAUUAUGAUUAACUCGAGAAAUGUUUAUAAACGAUAAGUAUUAUUAUCAAUGAUAUUAAUUACUUUAUCUAACGUAAUGUGAACAUAACAUGAAGAAAAUAUGAACACGCAUAUGUGAGUGUGUGAGUCGAUGUAUUAGUGCGUUAAUUAUUAUAGCGUACUUAUGCACGGAUGAAUGUAAUAUUAGUGAGUGCAAAUAUAUUUACUUAUUAUGUAUAGAAUGAAAGAACGGCGAAAAGAAGUAAAAACAAUAGAAUAGAUAGACGACUGUUGAAUGUAUAUUUUUAAGCUUUUGGUUGCUAAAAAUAAUAUAUUAUUUACAUUGUUAUAUCAAUCAUCGAUGCUGUUAAUGUCUUCGAUCAGUGGCGAUUCGAUUUCAUUUGAAUCGAUAAACGAUAGAUAAUAAUAUUUCCGUCUGUAAAAGAGAAAUGAGAAAUUUUAGAACUUUUUAUCCUUUAUGCAACAAUUUAUAUUCUUCGUUCGAUAAAUUAUUUCGUCGAAUCGAAAUAUUUUUCGAAAUCUGACUUAAAAAAUUUGUUUCAAGAACAUUAUAAGAUAUUAAUCGUAUUCUUUUUCAUAGCAACGCACUCCCCUUUUUUGACCGAAUUAAUAAUAAUAAUAAUAAUGAUAAUAAUAAAAUUAAUAAUAAUAAUAAUAAUAAUAAUAAUAAUAAUAAUAAUAAUAAUCGAAGAAAUAAUAAAUUAAAUUAAUUAGAGACAUUCGACCGUCUUCCGUGUGUCCGUAAAAGAAUUUCGUUUCUUUUUUACGUAGGAAAUCGACGAAGCACGAUAAAUGAUUAGAUAGUUAGAACAGAUAAAAAUGUGCAUUCUCAAUGUCGUCGUUCUUUAUCUCGGUGAUAUUUAUAUCCGUUUACGUACAUAUAUGCAUACAUAUUAUACGUAUAAAUACAAAUGAAAAGAAUAAGAACGGUUUUAUGUAGUAUUACACGACUAGCAAUACACCGAAUAUAUAUAUAUAUAUUAUAUUAUAUACAUAUAUUAUAUGUAUAAUAUAUAUAAUAUAUAUACAGAGAGAGAGAGAAAGAAAUAAGAGAAGAAAGAAAAAUUAAAAGUUUGCAGAAAAAGAAAAAGGUAUAUAUACACGUAAACGAAAUAUUCUAAACUACAGUUCUUCCGAUAUAGAUGUAUCGGUAUAAUAUGUAAAUACGUAUUUUGAGCUGUAAGAAUUCGUCAUUAAUGAGAACGAAUAUGGAUCUCGUUAACGGACUUCGCAAUAAGUUAUUAUAAUUAAGUAUACUGGAAGAAGCUGCCCAGAGUUCAUCAUUUUUAUUGCAAGAUCCGAUAAACAUAUUUUGACAUAUUUCAAUAUUUGAGACGUUAAAUAUCUUUUGGAUUUGAAGAACAAUAGAAAUGUUUUCUGUGAAUAAGCAGACGGCCAUUGCUUAUUUAUCCGAAUUCUUAAAAAGCAUUUAAGGAGACUCAUGAUGAUAUAUAUAGCAAAACUCAAGUCCAAAAGAUAUCAAAGAACGUCUUUAAAAUUUUUUCAUUCAUUAUUUCGAGAAUGUUAAUAAUAAGAAGAAAAACAAAAAUAUAAAAAAAACAAAAAAUUGAGUAAGUAAAAUUUUUCAUAAUAAAAUACUUGUAACUAACAUCACUUUUCCGCGAAAUCCGUUAAUGCGAUCCUUCCUAUGUAUUGUAAUCGACGUGUACACAAAUAUAUACAUAUGUAUAUGUGUAUGUAUACAGUGCGUGUAAUAUGUACAUAUAAAAAUUUAGAGAACUUCCAAUUUUAAACGAACAAUUGAAAUUUACGUAUGAAUAACUUCACUUUGAUAAGGACUUAACAAAUUCGUGAGAAGUAGUCCAAAAAUACGAAGAAAAAAAAAUAAAACGAAGAAGAUGCAAAAAAGAAAAACGUUAAUAUAAAUAUCUUCGCGUUAAUCUAAGUCGAUAUAUAAUUAAUUCGCGCGAGAUAAAGAGAGAAAAAGAGAGAGAGAGAGAGAGAGAGAGAGAGAGAGAGAGAGAGAGAGAGAACAACAUAAUAACGUCGAUGAUCUCGCGAUGAUCUAGACCGAUUGUUUUUUGAAAAUUUAUUAUGUAAAUAGUAAGGAGAUUUCCACCCGUGCGUGUUGAGCGUUGCGAUUUAAGGGGUUCAAUGAGGAUUUAUCUCGAUUUAGCGAUUGAAAGAUUGCUGAUACUUCAUCCCCCAUUCAGUCUACGUUCUGUUACAUAUUGCGUUAAAUAAAAAAUUACUGUAAUAUUUUGAA
Messenger RNA from Vespula vulgaris, 10960 nucleotides. Its product is annotated as protein PALS1. The transcript has 18 exons. The record is from RefSeq and is a predicted model, not a curated record. NCBI's taxonomy places the organism in Eukaryota, Metazoa, Arthropoda, Insecta, Hymenoptera, Vespidae. The coding region runs from base 1939 to 5166 and encodes 1075 amino acids. Gene Ontology annotation, molecular function: protein binding. Gene Ontology annotation, biological process: establishment or maintenance of epithelial cell apical/basal polarity; generation of neurons; protein localization to plasma membrane. Gene Ontology annotation, cellular component: plasma membrane; adherens junction.